AUGACAGUUAGACAACCAUCAGAGAGAACAGCACAACGCAACAACGAGUCACUGGUGCCGUCCGCCGCGACGCCGCGCCUCACGGUGUGGCUUGCAACCAACUUUACUAAAGAUGCAUUGCGGCAGAUGCGAAUGCUGGUACAUAAGUGCGUUCAGACAGGUCUCUACCUGUUCGAGCGAGUACAUUGGACAGAUGGCAGACGCAAAGCGAAGCCAAUGCCGGGUCGACACUCGGUUCUCACGGCGAGCGCUUUAGAUGUUCCUACCUUAUUAUCUCCUGCAGCCGCGCCUCCGCUCCGGCAUCUGCGAGGCGUUUGUAUAAAAGUUUCCAUAAAAGCA
Molecule: messenger RNA, 339 nt
Organism: Brenthis ino (lesser marbled fritillary)
Lineage: Eukaryota; Metazoa; Arthropoda; Insecta; Lepidoptera; Nymphalidae
Source: the annotation of a GenBank genome assembly